Silurus meridionalis is the source of this 797-nucleotide messenger RNA. It is a transcript of the gene mrps12, whose product is annotated as mitochondrial ribosomal protein S12. Gene Ontology annotation, molecular function: structural constituent of ribosome. Gene Ontology annotation, biological process: translation. Gene Ontology annotation, cellular component: ribosome; small ribosomal subunit. NCBI's taxonomy places the organism in Eukaryota, Metazoa, Chordata, Actinopteri, Siluriformes, Siluridae. The record is from RefSeq and is a predicted model, not a curated record.
UACAGAAACGUGCGUGUUGACGUCAUUUUUAACAUGGCGGCGAUGUUGGCUGUAACUUAAACGCAGAAAAAGGUCAAAAUUUAUCCCAUGUCCAGGAGUCCACGCAAAGGGAAAGUUAAGACGCCUUUAAUAUUAACGAUUCAGAAGUCUGUUAGCAGCCCAGACUCAGCCUGAACAAUAUGGCUUUUCUUGGGAAUCUGAAGCCGAUGCUGUCUUCAGUCUUGCAAGCCUCCCAGUGUGUACUGCCCUGGUAUGGACCUCUCUUAACCAGGACCAUGGCUACACUUAAUCAGAUGCAUCGCCAGGGAAAACCAUCCCCACCCAAAAAGCUUGGUGCCACAUUUGGUCGGCCGCAGCUGAAGGCCGUAGUGCUGAAGACCAUGAUCAGGAAGCCCAAAAAGCCCAACUCGGCCAACCGUAAAUGUGCACGGGUUCGUCUCUCCAAUGGCAAAGAGGCGGUGGUGUUUAUCCCCGGUGAAGGACACAAUCUUCAGGAGCACAAUGUUGUGUUGAUACAAGGGGGUAGGACACAGGAUCUGCCAGGUGUCAAGCUCACAGUAGUCAGGGGCAAAUAUGACUGUGCCCAUGUUGUCAAGAAGAAACAGUAAAGCCUGCAAUCAGAUUAAGACUGUCCAAUAUUUUAUCUUCUGAAUUUUUUUUUUGCUUGUUUUCAUGGCAAGCUUUGUUAUUGUUUUUGUCGACAAUAACCAGGCAUCUCUGUUCUUGAUCUAUUUCAUUUGGAGUGUAUAAAUGUUAUUAAUGAUUCAGCAAAAUAAAUCUUGACCGAUUUGUAGUAA